Molecule: messenger RNA, 4853 nt
Organism: Stegodyphus dumicola
Lineage: Eukaryota; Metazoa; Arthropoda; Arachnida; Araneae; Eresidae
Product: homeobox protein Hox-B9a-like
Biological process (GO): regulation of transcription by RNA polymerase II
Cellular component (GO): nucleus
Molecular function (GO): DNA-binding transcription factor activity, RNA polymerase II-specific; RNA polymerase II cis-regulatory region sequence-specific DNA binding
Source: RefSeq, a predicted model, not a curated record
CCCCCCCUCCUCGGCCUAGAGUCUCUUAGAAACCCCAUACAUGCGAUGCUUUCAUACAAGAAUCUCUUUCAACGUAAAUACGCGCGAGAAACUCUGGAUGGGGCCACUUCUUUACUAUUUGGCCUUCGCAAUCGGCAACAUUUUGGAUAACUCAUGAAGCAAGAACUGCACUCGAACAUAAUAUCAUUUAGUGGUUAUAAUGUGCUUUUUACAACUUAAAAAAUAAACAAUUGUUACACUGCGAAACACAUGAGAGAGAAAUUGAUUAGUAAAAUCAUACUUUAAGCGAUCAAGUUCCACCCUCUUUUCGUCUUUUCUACUGAUGGCGCAACAGACGUCAUGGAUAAACUGCAGGCAAAGAGUGUUUGGAAAUCUACUCGUCUAUAACUUAAACUGAGAAAAGAAGAUUCAGCCAGAGAAGAAGAUGAAAAUAAAUUGGUUUAGCGAGGAAGAGGGAUACCAGACGGUGGCUGAAACGCGGCCGUCUCUGCUGCCGAGCGGCGGGGAGACCAUGAACGGUGGCAGCGGCCUGUACGAAGAAUCCAACACCAGUAGAAACAGCGGAGAAGCCGGCAAUAACAAUAACGGUUCGGCUCUGCAGCCUCUGCACAUCCCUGCCAAGCGACUCACUCCGAAUAGCGGCAACCUGGCCGUCACAUACGCCCCGACGGACUGCGGUGGUGGAGAUCCAUCGGCGGCGGCGUCCGGGGUCAUCCGACAUGGAGGCCACAACGGACAGCCCGGCUGGGGUGCGACUUACUCCACGGACGGUCAUUCAGCUUUCGUCGACGCCCACCACGUGCCCCAGUAUAAUCAUCAACCCCUGUGCAAUGUACGCGAUAGUGUUACCGCGGCUGGUUACUACUACAAUGCUGCGAUUGACAGAAAGCCACCUCAGACUUCUUCCAUUAAAUUCUGGUCUAACUCAUAUGACGCUGGACCCAGCACAGUCACUCCAGUACCUACGGACACAUGCCAGUCAUUCGCACCACAAACGUGGUGUAACUAUUCACCAUAUUCAGGCACAAGGGUCCAUCCGGGACAUAUGGAACCUCAUACACCACAGCCUGUGUCCUAUUUUCCCACAGCCGAGGACAGACCCAGGGUCCCUGGCUCUAUGGACAGUGUUUAUCCACAAACAGAUGCUUAUGGCUUGCGGAGUUUUCCCACCGAUGUACAUUGCGCUACUACCUACGUCCAAUCUAGCUCAGGAGGUGAGCCGAUGACCACAACUAAUCCUUUGGAAUGGACAGGAACCGUAACUGUGCGAAAGAAACGGAAGCCAUAUUCAAAGUUUCAGACACUUGAAUUAGAAAAAGAGUUCCUCUUCAACGCCUACGUUUCGAAGCAAAAAAGGUGGGAGUUGGCUCGAAAUUUGAACCUCACUGAACGCCAAGUCAAAAUUUGGUUCCAGAAUAGGAGAAUGAAAAGUAAAAAGACAAGUCAGCGGAAUGCAGAAAAUAACCAAAAUAACACAAAUACAGCCAACAGCAGCAGUAAUAGUCAACAGCAUAAUGCUGCAGCCAAACUUAGCGCUUAAUGCGCACCUGAAAGCAGUAUGUAAUAAAAAAACUUCUGCGGUGCAAUUAAAUAGUACAGAGGAAAUUGCUUUCCUAUGAACUUCUGGGCAAAGGAACCUCUUUCCUUAAGAAACUGGUAAAAAAAUUAAUUUAAUUUAUUAAGUUAAAUAUUUUAUUUCAUACAUCGCCUAUUUUGCAUUUUAUUUCUUCAACCAUCUUAUUUAUUAUACUUAAAAUUAUUGUUAAGUUAGGACUAAUUCAGGAAAAUAAUACUCUAGAAGUUACUUUGUCCAGGUAGACACUAAUGGGAUCGCAAUCUUUCCAAUUAUCAUUCGGAACUGCCAUCAUAAUCAUUUUAUGAUUAAUACUAAAAGACGAAACGGAGGUGAUUAGCGUUUACAAUUUGAAAUUGAGGAUAUUGUGAAUAAAUGUGUUACUAUUGAAUGCCAUACAUGUCCAUGAAAUAAACUCUGGGAAUGAAAUUUAUAGUUUCAGAAUUUACAUUUCUUCAGGGAAUAGAGAAGUGAUGGAAGAGAACAUUUAGAAUUUUCAUCUUUGGUGUAUAAAUGAAAUAACAUUAAUUGUAUAAAAAAUAUGUGUUGAAAAUAAUCGCUAUUUUCGACUCGUCAAUUCGAAUGGACGAUAAUAUUAUUUAUUUGUUUUCAAGCCUUCGUGUUGCAUUAAAUUACGACUUUUUUUUUUUUUUUUUUACUUUUAUCUGUGAAGUUACAAAAGUUUCAGUUUUGGCCAUGAAGUUCAAAAUUAAGUUUUCAUGGUAAAUGCUGAGUUGUCAAAGCGCCUCAAAAGAAUAAUGCUCUUACUUACAGCAUACUUUUUAUCACAGAAGCAUGAUUUUUGCUUAAGACAGCUGCUGUAAGUAGGAAUUAGUUUUAUGUUACACGAAGCAUUCGCAAAUGUGAGAAAUAUUGAAUAUCCUAUUUUUCUAGUGCCAUUUAGAUUUUAAAAUCUGUAAGCCUUGAAUAGAAUUUGUACUUGCUUUGCUUUAAGAAUCACCAAAUUUAUAGGUUCUACAUAAAAUACUAAACGCAAAGAAUGAAUGAGGUAAUGUACACUUAAGAAGACUGUCUUUAUUAAUCUACAUUUAGGUAGAGGAAAAUAAAAAUUUGGAUAAAGUAUAAAUAAAAUAUAAAACACAUUUGAUAAAUAUGAUAUAAUUAAUAAGAUUAUAUUGAUUAUUAAAGUUUCUUUAGCUGUGAGAAGAAGUUUAAGAGAAGAUUAAUGAAGUAAUGCAGCUAAUACUGAAAAAGUGAAAUUUUUUAAAUUUAAGUUGCAAAAUGGUAUUUCAUAUUCCGUUCUUAAACAGUAUGAAUUAUUAGUAAUAAUUCAAGGUACAAAAGUAAAUCAUGUCUGCUGGCUUAUCAUAAAGUAAGAGCCCAUUUUUAGUACUUAAUUCAGUGUAAAUUCGUCAUAAUCUAAUAACUUAAAAUUGUCAUUAUAAAGGAAUAAGGCUAUUUCCAUCGUCGUCUUAGUUUGAAAAGCACCAUUUUAAAGUAAAGCACAAAAAUACAGUUAUUUGUUAUUUCGUUUUUUACAUAGUUCAGGUAUAAAUCAUAAACUAUUAUAAAUUAGAGUAUAAAGUAAGGAAUGUAAGAAAAGAGAAGCUUUCUUCCCUGUUUAAAAAAUAGAUUAUUAAAUCACUAACUGAAUACUAAAUUAUUUUCGGGACAGGAACUCUUUCUAUACCUUUGCAAAUACAUGCAAUAAGAAAAUUUUGUGUGAAAAAGAACAGUUAAAAUUCUUGGUGAGAGCUUUCAAAUGCAGUGAAACUUCCCUAAGAAUAUCUGGUUUCUGAUGAUUUUAAUCCUCUGGGGAGGUGAUUGCCUUGGAGAUCAUGUCUAUCGGCGAUGUUCACUACUGAUGCUAAUUUACGGUCUCGGAAGCAUUUAUCACUUUCUGAGAGGUACUCUAUGGGAAGCGGUCGCUGUGAAAAGUUUCAUUGCAAUUAUAAUAAUACGCUUUUAAGGUGGAAUUUCAAUAUCCAUAAUAUAUUUAAUUAGGAAUUUUGAAGCAAUGUUUUAGCUAACGUACAAUGCAGAAUAAAUGUGUUAUUAUUUAAUUACGUCAUUAAUUAGAAAAUUUGAUUUUAUGGGUAAAGAUUUUCCAUAGUAUUUUUAAAAUUAUAAGAAUGAUAAAAAAUUAUUUGUUAAAAUGCAUUUGUAAAAUUACAGAUAGAUUAAGGAAAUUUAAUUGAAUUGAAAGUUCUGAAAAAUUGUAAUUAGCUGCAAAAAAUUAUGACUAAACAAAUGUUAUAACUCCAGAGAAAUAAGAAAUAUUUCUCAUUAUUUUGCUAUAUAUAUAUACACACACAUAUAUAACAUAUUAUAUGUGCAUAUACAUAAACAUAUGUUGUACAUAUUUAUGUAUAUAUUAUUAUACGCACAUAUAUAUACGUUAUGUAUGUAUGUGUAUAUAACUAUACGCUUUGUUUUGUUUAUAUGUAUAAGUGUAUAAAAUUUACACUCUGGGCUGCUGGCAAUCGUACUUUGUUUUCUGCAACAGUUUUGAAUGAUAAUAAUAUGGAAAACAUUAGAAUUUUUUUUUUCGGUUUCAAUAUUUCUCUAAUGAUUACGCAUUCUUGUGCAUUUUAGUGCUGCAUAUAGGCUAUAGGCUAACUUUUAUUUUUUGACUGAGAACUUGUGUACACUUGGUAAAUUUUACCUUCAUUACAAAGAAAUGUAAUUAAUUUAAUUCCUUGAUUUAUGUUUUAGGCCAUAAACGGGUAAUAACUACCUGAAACGUACAAUUUUGUGUUAUAUAGCUAUAUAAGGGUAUUUAGAAAAUCAAACAAUAGUUUAAUAUUGGCAUGUUGGAAAGAAGCAUUUAGAAUUCUGUGUAUUCUACAAAGAGAACCUGACUUUAAAUAAUUUUCAUAUUUUCUCAAAAAGCUUUCUUAUCAUUCAGAACUGCUUGCAGUCUAUUGUGCAAUCUAUGGUUUAUGUGAGAAGUAAACGGAAUGCCUUUUUGAUAAAAAUUAUUUUACAUAAUCCUAUAAUGAGAUUUAUACUUUCAAUUUUUAAUUAUUAUGUAAAAAUAUUUCUACUGUUGUUAUCGAGUGCUUCAAAAAUUGCUAUAUUCUUUGAUAUAUCGUGCAAUGAAAAUUAUCUUGUUUAGUACAUAUAACAGACAUUUUUAGAAGCUGUGAAGGAGUUUUCAGCAAAUGAUAAAAUAUUUUAAGCUGAGUUGGUUACAUUAAAAGCUGAAAUUUUCAUUUUUUGUAUAAACAUCCAUAUAAAUGUAAAUACUUAUAUCACGAAUUAAAUGUGAUAUUUCUGUGUUGUGAAGUAAGGAAAUAAAAGUUGAUCUGUGAAUAAA